Messenger RNA from Drosophila yakuba, 2972 nucleotides. It is a transcript of the gene Gat, whose product is annotated as sodium- and chloride-dependent GABA transporter 1. The record is from RefSeq and is a predicted model, not a curated record. The transcript has 10 exons. Gene Ontology annotation, cellular component: membrane. NCBI's taxonomy places the organism in Eukaryota, Metazoa, Arthropoda, Insecta, Diptera, Drosophilidae. The coding region runs from base 177 to 2087 and encodes 636 amino acids. Gene Ontology annotation, biological process: sodium ion transmembrane transport.
UCGUAUUUGGUAGCUUAGCUCAGUUUAAUACCAGCAAUUGCCCUGUGAGGGUGCUGUUUUUGUGACUCUGAAUUUAGUCGAAAUCGAGAGCAAAAGCCUAGCCUUCAGCUACAGUGUUUGAUUGUCCUAGACUAUCCGUCUGUCGUCCUUAAUAAAUAUUAUUAUUUAUUGUCAAAAUGUACACUAACCCCUCAAGCGAUGGUGACGGAGGAGGAAAUGGGUGUAAGCACGAAUCUAUUGAAAUGAGUAAAGAUUUGGGUCACCCAACCAAUUGUCAGUCCUACGCACCUACAAUUACGGAAACGUCCAAUAAACAACAGUUGGUAAAGAUUGAACAACUCCCCGAUCGUGGAUCAUGGUCUUCCAAAAUGGAUUUCAUACUAUCAGUAGUAGGCCUAGCUAUCGGAUUGGGAAACGUUUGGCGAUUUCCUUAUUUGUGCUACAAAAAUGGAGGCGGUGCUUUUAUAUUACCAUACAUAAUAACACUGUUUUUAGCAGGGAUUCCAAUGUUUUUCAUGGAAUUAGCCCUAGGUCAAAUGUUGACUAUUGGUGGGCUUGGUGUAUUCAAAAUCGCUCCCAUAUUUAAAGGAAUUGGGUAUGCUGCUGCCGUAAUGUCUUGUUGGAUGAAUGUUUACUAUAUUGUCAUCCUUGCUUGGGCGGUAUUUUACUUCUUCAUGUCGAUGAGAGCAGAUGUUCCUUGGAGAACAUGUAACAAUUGGUGGAACACAGUGAACUGUGUCAGUCAAUAUGAAAGAAAAAAUUUGCUUUGCUGGGAUAAGUUUAUCAACGGCUCCACGCAAAAGGUUUGCUCUGUAUCUGCUGUGAACAUUACAUCUUUAGAACUCACAGAUCCAGUCAAAGAAUUUUGGGAGCGUCGAGCACUUCAAAUAUCGCAUGGUAUUGAGGAGAUUGGAAAUAUUCGCUGGGAGUUGGCUGGAACUUUAUUACUUGUUUGGAUCCUCUGCUACUUUUGUAUUUGGAAGGGAGUAAAAUGGACAGGGAAAGUAGUAUAUUUUACUGCCUUAUUUCCCUACGUCCUCCUGACGAUUCUUCUGGUUCGCGGAAUAACAUUACCUGGCGCUUUGGAAGGCAUUAAGUUUUAUAUAAUUCCAAACUUUUCGAAGUUGACUAAUUCUGAGGUGUGGAUCGACGCUGUCACGCAGAUAUUUUUUUCAUACGGCCUUGGACUCGGUACUUUGGUGGCAUUAGGAAGUUACAACAAGUUUACCAACAAUGUCUACAAGGACGCGCUUAUUGUCUGCACAGUUAAUUCCAGCACUAGUAUGUUUGCUGGAUUUGUAAUAUUUUCGGUAAUAGGAUUCAUGGCUCACGAGCAACAGCGACCAGUGGCUGAUGUAGCUGCAUCAGGACCCGGCCUCGCAUUUCUUGUUUAUCCAUCGGCAGUUUUACAGUUACCAGGGUCUCCAAUGUGGUCUUGCCUCUUUUUCUUUAUGCUUUUGCUCAUUGGAUUGGACUCACAGUUUUGUACAAUGGAGGGUUUCAUCACUGCCAUUAUUGAUGAAUGGCCUCAAUUGCUGCGGAAGCGAAAAGAAAUCUUUAUUGCUAUUGUAUGUGCACUUAGCUACUUAGUGGGCUUAACCUGUAUUACACAAGGUGGCAUGUAUAUUUUUCAAAUAUUGGAUUCAUAUGCAGUUAGCGGUUUUUGCUUACUGUGGCUUAUAUUCUUUGAGUGCGUUUCAAUAUCUUGGUGCUAUGGAGUGGAUCGAUUUUAUGACGGAAUUAAGGAUAUGAUCGGAUACUAUCCUACUGUUUGGUGGAAGUUUUGCUGGUGUAUCACAACGCCCGCUAUAUGCUUGGGCGUGUUUUUCUUUAACAUAGUUCAGUGGACUCCUAUUAAGUACUUGGACUACAGCUAUCCAUGGUGGGCGCAUGCUUUUGGUUGGUUUACGGCGUUGUCAUCCAUGCUUUAUAUACCAAUUUAUAUGUUCUGGUUGUGGAAACGAACUCCUGGUGAAUUGAGUGAGAAAAUUCGAGCUCUUGUACGGAUAGACGAGGAUGUAACCCGGUUACGCGAGAAAAUGCUAAGAGAAGCUUAUGUAAAGGAGAUAGAAUUUAAUUCUUUAUAGGCGUUUUUAAGUUAUCUCAUACAGUUUUAAGGUACCUUUUGUUUGGCUAUUCAUUCAGCUAAAUUUGUUUAAAUUAAUUUUUUACAAUUUAGACAUUUUUCCCCAAAAGGACAACUUAUUUUUUGCAAGUUUUCUUUUAUCUUAAAAUCAAUUUUCCUAUCGUGACAUUUGCAAUGAAUCACUUUACCAGUUUUAUAUUUUAACUUAUCUUCGCUUUAUAACUCAGAACUAGUCUUUUUAAUCGCAAAGGGUCUAGGCUUUUCAAUGGUUAUUGCAGUGUUUUUGUGGUACUUACUCAAAGUGGUAUGCCAGAAAUAUCUAGAGUAAUUAGAAUAUUCUGCUUCUGAAGCAUUAACAUAUAUAUGGAAAAUACCUGCAGUUCUAAAAGUCAGUUGUCCCUCAUGUUCCACUAUGUGAAUCACGCCAUUAAAGUAUCCGUGCAAUGAAAGAUUUACGAAAGAACCUUUAUAUAAAAAAGGUCCAUUAUUUUUACAGAGAGAUGACAGAGAGAUAUUAAAUUUAUAGAUACAUUCCUUCCCUGUAAGUUUUAUUCCGCAACGAUAGGCGCGUAUCAAGAAUGACUGCCAGAACUGCAUGGUUUUACAAUAAUGUCAACAUCAAAAUCAACCUUUUGACUUUAUUAGAAAAAUAAAAAUAUUAUUUUCAAAACUAAUACGGCGUAGAAAAAUUUUCAGAUGUAGUUGUGUUUGGAAAUAAAAUAUAUUAUCCACAUUGAAAUUAUGUAAUAUAAGAUUGUCACCAUAUAUAUACAAAACUAUUUUUGUCAAUGUCCUGAUUGUGCUUCAGGCAUUGUUCUGUAAUUUAUCUAUAAGAUGUCAAUAUGUUGCUUAACGUGUCAAAUAAAUUAAAUAUCUAUCCACACUA